GAGAGAGAGCGGGAGGAGGUUUCAGAUCUGCCGGAGAACCAAAACCGGAGGCGUUUUCCGGCAGCGAUGUGUAAUCACGGGAAGCAGCAGCAGCAGCAGACGAAGAAGAAACAGAGCACUAGUAGUGGGAAUAAUUACAAUAAGGAGAGGAAGAAGAAUUCGAAGAAGAUGCUGGCCAAGUUUCAGGACCUGCCGCAGUAUAUGAAGGACAACGAGUACAUCUUGGACUAUUACCGCUGCGAGUGGCCGUUGAAGGAUGUCAUCUUCAGCAUCGUAGGCUGGCACAACGAAACCCUCAAUAUAUGGACGCAUUUGUUGGGGUUCAUGAUAUUCGUGGGACUAACGGUGAUGAGCUUUAAGGACAUGGGAGCUCUGCUCGGCAAUUUCUCCAGGGCUGGGAUUUCCGGGCCCUUUCUGACGAUGACGAUGAUGAUGAUGAAGAUGAACCAGCUCAAUGUCUCCGACAGUGGAUUUGCCCAGAAUUCACAUAUGAAGGAAAUGUCACAGUCAUCAUUCAUUCAUACUAACAAGGAAGAUGGUUUUGGUGCAAUUCCAAGCUGGCCUUGGUUUGUGUUCUUAAGUGGUGCUAUGGGCUGCUUAAUCUGCAGCUCCCUAUCCCACCUCUUUGCUUGUCACUCCAAACGCUUCAACUUUUUCUUUUGGCGUCUGGAUUAUGCCGGCAUCUCCCUUAUGAUAGUUUGCUCCUUCUUUGCUCCCAUAUACUAUACCUUCCACUGCAAUCCAUACUCUCGCCUUUUCUAUCUUUCUUCAAUCUCCGUUCUGGGUGUACUUGUCAUCAUUACACUCCUUUCCCCGAGUCUCUCUGCGCCCCGUUUCCGGUCAUUUAGGGCAACUCUCUUCCUCUCCAUGGGCUUCUCCGGUGUCAUUCCUGCUGUUCAUGCCCUUGUUAUCCAUCGGGACCAAAAACCAAUACUUGUUGCUCUGGGGUAUGAACUUGCUAUGGCCAUUUUUUAUGCCACUGGAGCAGGGUUCUAUGUUAGUAGGAUACCUGAACGCUGGAGACCCGGUAAAUUUGAUAUUGCAGGACACAGCCAUCAGAUCUUCCAUGUGUUUGUUGUGUUAGGCGCUCUUGCGCACAGUGCUGCCACUCUAGCUGUCAUGGAUUUUCGGCGAGGAUCGCCAACCUGUGUAUAUUAGGCAUUCCAUUCACAAGCGUAGCUACGCAUCACACCAGUGAGGAAUCAAGUCUCUGUGUACUGCACCAAGUUUUGUAUUGCUUUCUUGUUUAGCUUGGCCUUGGCUCUCCAUCCGAAGGAAAAAGCCUGCAUUUUCGUUGAAAUAGGUGAGUUCAUGUUGUAACUUGUAUCAGUAGACGAUGAUCAAGUUUCUAUGGGCAACAGGUGGUAUCAUUCCAUAUCACCAGUGACCGUAUUCAAUUUAAUACAUUUGCCUCUGUAAUAGUGCGUACAA
Messenger RNA from Argentina anserina (silverweed cinquefoil), 1431 nucleotides. Its product is annotated as heptahelical transmembrane protein 2. Gene Ontology annotation, biological process: response to hormone. Gene Ontology annotation, cellular component: membrane. The record is from RefSeq and is a predicted model, not a curated record. The transcript is spliced from 4 exons. Gene Ontology annotation, molecular function: signaling receptor activity. The coding region runs from base 67 to 1158 and encodes 363 amino acids. Lineage: Eukaryota; Viridiplantae; Streptophyta; Magnoliopsida; Rosales; Rosaceae.